Ceratosolen solmsi marchali is the source of this 1295-nucleotide messenger RNA. RefSeq names its product Uridine-cytidine kinase (gene Uck). The record is from RefSeq and is a predicted model, not a curated record. The coding region runs from base 299 to 1123 and encodes 274 amino acids. NCBI's taxonomy places the organism in Eukaryota, Metazoa, Arthropoda, Insecta, Hymenoptera, Agaonidae. The transcript has 5 exons. Gene Ontology annotation, molecular function: kinase activity; ATP binding.
UCAUUGAUUUAUCACGUUAGAACUAUGAUUUUUAGAUUCUGGCAAUUAUUAAGUGCUGAUGAGUGGUAUUGCUUUUUCGACGUGGCAUAAACGCGUCUGAUGAUAUAUAGUAAAACAACGACCUUGGCGGUGCACUCACAAUGGACAGCCACAUCAGGCGCUUUACAUUAGAUAGUUAUAGUGUUGUAUCAACCGCAUUCGGACAAAAAUUGAACGAGUAAUUGCCCUCACUUCGUGGCUAUUUGACAUAACUGCAUACUUCCUCGGUGAUCUGGCCCUUGCAGCGCAAUUGCCUGCAAUGGCAUUUGUUACUCUGAACAUGGGCACCGUGCGGAAAAUGUCUUUUGGCUUUAAUGGCAAGAUCAAUGGCGUGGAGGGCAAAACGCCUUUUCUCAUUGGUGUAUCUGGUGGUACUGCAAGUGGCAAGUCAACAGUAUGCAAAAGAAUAAUGGAAAAAUUAGGACAAGUAGACAAAGAUCAUACAGAACGACAGGUGGUAUGCAUUUCGCAGGACAGUUUUUAUAGAGAUCUAACACCAGUGGAAAAAAUAAAAGCCGAAAAGGGACAAUAUAAUUUUGAUCAUCCUGAUGCUUUUGAUAAUGACUUAAUAUUGCAGACUCUUAAAGAUAUUUUGUUAGGAAACAAAUGUGAAAUUCCUGCCUAUGAUUACAGGACAAAUAGCUUAAUCAAAGACCAAAUUACUACAAUUUAUCCAGCCGAUGUUGUGUUGUUUGAAGGAAUAUUAGUGUUUUAUUUUCCUAAAAUACGAGAUCUUUUUCAUAUGAAGCUAUUUGUUGAUACAGAUUCUGACACUAGGUUAGCUAGAAGAGUACCACGAGAUAUUAAUGAAAGAGGACGAGAUUUGGAUUAUGUACUUAAUCAGUACAUGAAUUAUGUGAAACCUGCAUUCGAAGAAUUUUGUUUACCAACAAAAAAAUUUGCUGAUGUAAUUAUUCCCAGAGGAGCUGAUAACACAGUGGCGAUUGACCUUAUAGUGCACCACAUCUGGGACAUUUUGCAUACUAAAAAGGGCGAUUCCAUAUCCGGGCAGUAUCCAUACAUCGAGCAUAAACGAACAUCAACUUCGUCAGACGCCCUCACCAGACGAUUGACUUAUAAUUGAAUCACGAAACUCAUAUAAAAAACCUUCCACUUUUUUUAUUAUAUAUUGUGUUACAGCCCAUUCUGCACAUAAGCAAUUCAAUACAGGCUUGUUACCCGAUAUAAUUGCGCAUGCACAUACUAAUUAACACAAAGAAAGCCAUUAAAAAAGUACAAUAAGUACAGGAAUAUUC